This is a messenger RNA of Notothenia coriiceps (black rockcod), 3071 nucleotides long. RefSeq names its product NLR family, CARD domain containing 3-like 1 (gene nlrc3l1). The coding region runs from base 137 to 2431 and encodes 764 amino acids. NCBI's taxonomy places the organism in Eukaryota, Metazoa, Chordata, Actinopteri, Perciformes, Nototheniidae. The record is from RefSeq and is a predicted model, not a curated record. The transcript has 7 exons.
GUUGCUACUCACGCGAUGAGAAGAAGAAACUUUGACUUCCUGAAGAUUCGACUGUACCAAAGGUACAGACACAUUACUGCCUAGAGACCAACCCUGGGAAAAAUGUUAGUCGUUGGCUGACCCUUUCUAUGACAAGAUGGACCAAAGUUAUAUGGCGGCGAUGGAGGAGAUGGACUCGCUGUCAGACAGCUCUUCCAUAGGGGAGGCCGUGUCUGGUAGAGGACGGCGGCGGCGUGAGUCUGAUGAGGAUGACGGCAUCUUCUACAUUCCUGAGAGAAGGCGUUCACUCCACCUGGAUCAGACUCCAAUGGACACCAGCCACUGGCAAUAUGUAGAGCAGGCAUUUUCUCCAGCUCUGAGCUACAGAUCAAUGACAAGUGAAGAGAAUUUAAGCAACAUGGACGGCGAAGAAGGAUCCCCCACAAGGCUCCAGCUGAGAAGAGCAGAUUCUUACUCCAGCUGCUACUCAUUGGACAGCGACGAUUGUGAAAAAAUAAUUCCCAAGGUGAAAAACAAAGAUGAAACUGCCACAGAGGUUUCUGACACACCUGUGUUAAAGCACAACCCAAAUGAGUUCAAGCAUCCUGCUCUGACCGUGGAAUUCACUUUCAAGGCUAUUUGUGAAAUCCUUGGGGAGCUGUCCGAAGACCACCUCUUGUUUUUCAAAGUAAUGCUUUGGAAGCGUUACCCACAGUCAUUCAACACUCCUCCCCAAAGCCUGGACUUGGUGGACCUUGUGGAUCGGUUGCUGGAGUGUUACAACCUGGAGGUAUCACUGCAGAUCACCAAGACGCUUCUUGAGAGUAUUAAGGAAAGAAGGCUGGUGAAAUUACUCCAGUCUUUGUGCCUCAGAAAUGAAGUACGUUACGAGUUGUGCAAGACUCUGAAGAAGACAUACGGAGAAAUUGAUGAUGAUUCAGCCUUGCAGGGAGAAAGAGGGCCCCCUGACGAUUUCUUCACUAAACUGGACAUAACCUCAAUAGCUAAUAAUGGCCCAAAUAUUGAACAUGAGGUCAGGACCAUAGACAGGCUGGACACCAACAGCAGUAAACCAGUGGAACAGAUUUCUACUAAGGAUCUCAUAAGCGCUGAAAGGCUGGAGAAGACCAACGUAAAGCUGGCGCUGAUCACAGGAGUUGCAGGGUCAGGGAAGUCUAUGGCGAUCAAGAAGUUAAUCCUCGAUUGGAUUGCAGGGCGGUCCCACAAACAUGUGACCUUUAUGUUUCCUUUGCCGUUCAGAGAACUCAACAAGUUCAAGGGUUCUGAGGUCUCGCUGUUGCAAAUAAUACAAACACUCUACCCGGAAACCAAAAAACUGAGGGAUUAUGAUUAUACCUGCGAUGAGUGUAGAGUUAUGCUUAUCUUUGACGGUCUUGAGGAGUACAACGAGCCGUUUGACUUUCAAGACACUUCGCUUCUCACUGACCACACGGAGAUCUCCACCCUGAACACGAUCGUGGUCAACAUGCUCAGAGCGAGGCUGCUGCACCGCGGCAUAUACCUGGUCUUUUCCCGGCCCAGAUUAAGGGGCUGCAUUCCUUACGAUACGUCUUACGAUGAGAUUGAACUGCGUGGUUUCAGCGACCCUGAAAAGGACGAGUACUUCAAAAAAAGAUUUCCGAACCCAGAUCAAGCAGCUCGAGUUAUUGAGUAUACCCACUCCUCCAAAACCCUCCGCAUCAUGUGCCACCUGCCUUUGUUUUGCUCCCUGGUGGCUGAUGAGUACCAGCGCAUAUUUAAGGAACAGGGAUUACAGGCCCAGCUGCCCAGAAGCAUCACCUACAUGUACACAAAGCUGCUGUUGGCACUCAUAGGUCAGCGCCGCACAUUAGGAGCUUCACCUUGGGGCCCAGAUAACGGGGGAGACUUCCUCAUGGUACUUGGAAAGUUGGCCUUCAACAUGCUGGAAAAAGGCACGCUCAAGCUCAACAGGUACGAAUGGGAAGAUCAUGAACUGGACAAUGAGGAAGCAGUGGAUAACAGCGGCCUGUGCAUGGUGUUUGUGACACAGCCUCAUCUCUUUUGUCAUGAGAAAGUCCUCAGCUUUAUCCACCCCACCAUGCAGGAGUACCUGGCUGCCCUUUAUGUGUUUCUCUCCUUCAGAAACCAGGGGAAGAACUUGUUUGAGCCGCCGCUGAAAGAAAAGUUCAAGGGGUAUUUCAAGGGGCAGAAGCCAAUGGAGCUGUACAAGAGCGCUGUGGACAAAAGCCUGCAGUACGACGACGGCAAACUGGACAUUUUCCUGCGAUUCCUGCUCGGAACAACUCUUAAAGCCAACCUGGACCUUCUCCAACCAUUCUGCACACCUUCUCCAAAGUGGCAGACAGUCGCUGAGGACACUGCUGCCUUGAUCAAGAAGAGGAUCAAAGAUAAUCAGCACCCGAACAGGAUAGGCAACUUGAAGUGCUGCCUGGAGGAGCUGGGUGUCUGAGCCUCAGAGGCAGCAUCAAGAUGGAAGACAGUUCAAAGACAUGUGCGGCAGUAGUUGGUGAACUUCUCUUUCAGGAGCUGUCAGUACCGGUCGCAGAAGGACUGGUUUCUUUCGAAAAAUGCCUUGAUUUCAUCCUGUGACAGACAAUUCUCUAUAUCUGAAGCCACUUCUGGAUAACAUUAAUGAAAGUGAAAGAUGAUAAGGGUCCUUAUGUUUUACAUUUCUUCUUGUUUUCUAGUUUUUCAUUGACAUUACAACUUCUUGCUUGUGUUCCUGCCUUGGUCUUGAUGUGUCUUUUUUAACUGUAUUAUUAACACUAUAUCAUGGAAUCCGUGACUAUAUUCACCUAAGCAAUAAUUGACUGAUUUUAAAAAGGAGUUAUUUUGCAGUGCAGCUUGGCGGAUUAAUUUAUGUUGCUUAUUGGCUGCUUAAAUUUGUGUUUUGUCUGAAAUGCAGUAAUCACAUUGAAGAGCUGAAGUAAAAAGCAUCUGUGCUAUAAAUGCAUUCCUCUUAUCACUACCACAUAUGAAGGGUUGUUCUAACAGUGAUACCCAUUGCUAAGAAAGUUAUCUGUUUGAAAUAAUUGCUCAAAUUAACAAUACAUUUCUAAGGAAACCACCAUAAAUCACGGUCAGCUUGA